AUGUCAUCAUUCGCUGCAUUGCGGGACAAACGACAAGCCCGACAAGGGCCGUCAUUUGCAUCAGUAUAUUCUGGUUCUGUAUCUCCCUCGACCGAUGUGAAAGGAUCUGUGCCUGCCGAGCUCUCCGACUCAGACGCGACACCACGGUCUGUUCCUGCAAUGGAAGAAACGAAGUCUUACACGUACGAAACGGGUGUUUAUGAUGAACUGCCCGAUUUUCUUGAAGUACGGGAGAGCAAGAAGAAGGGAAGAGGUAUAUAUGUCAAGCAAGGCAUGACCGUUAAGGCUGGAGAGGAUUGUUCGCUGCCUGGGGAGGCUGUGAGAGCACUGGGAAGAUUGGUAUGGGCACGCAAACGGUUAGGAGAAGGGAGCGCGUCGUGGAAAGAAGUGGAGUUGAUGCAGUCAGACAUCGAGCGCCUGAACCCUCAACAACACGAACCACUCUCACUACUCGGUUUCGCCUUAGUUCGAUAUCUGGACAUCUCUCCGCAAGAUACACCCCCAGCAGAGACGGCUCGUAAGCUUAAAGAGCUAGGGUUUUCGUCAAUACGGGAUUUAACCAAUUUGCUGUCUCGAUUCCAAACUAACUCUUUCUCCCUCACUACUCCAGAUUUGACAAACGUCGGAGUCGCUAUCUCUCCGUUGGCCGCUCUGAUAUCGCAUUCAUGUAUGCCUAAUGCUGUGGUAGUAUUUCCAACAGGUCUGGGCAGACGUGGCGGGCUAGAAGUGAUUGCACUACGGGAUCUGCAACCAGGAGAAGAGGUUCUGACUUCGUAUGUGGAUAUUGCCUUGCCAAGGUCACUACGAUGGAAAGAACUGAAGGACCGCUAUUUGUUCGAUUGCGAAUGCGUUCUCUGUGAAAAACAUCAUGAUCACGAAUGGAUUGACCCUCGAGAAGCUUUGAGAUGUAGCAAGAAGGGAUGUAAAGGGAAAAUGGGAACACCAACAUCUUUGGGCACCACGGAGAUCACAUGUUCUAUAUGCGGCACAAAGCUUUCUGUCAGCACUGCAUCACUCCAAGAGCAUGUUAAACUUGCCGAAGAUGUACUCCACAAAGCAGAGGCUAUACAGUUCUCGGACUCAGACAAAGCCCGAUAUCUCCUCGUUUCCAUUCUUCGGGAUUUCGACCCCUUCGCUCUGUCCGCAUAUCCGCUUCUUCAAAUCUUACAGCUCCUUCAGCAAUUACUCAUCACCGCUGUAUUUGAUCUGCCGUCGACUGGAACAGAACGCGAUGGGCUAUUGCAGGACGCCGCAUCAUGCUCGGCUUUAGUGCUUAGUGGAAUGGAAGACGUCUACCCGUAUGGACACCCUAGCAAAGGGAUUCAAUAUGUAACAAGUGCGAAGCUUCUUAUGGCCGAGAUGUCCGCUCCGAUGACCAUGUUACAAAGCACAACCUUCCCAGCCGACCUUGCUUUGACGCUUCCAACAGGGAUCAACAGAUUGUCUAUGUCACUAGAACUUCUGGCGAAGGCAACCGAGGAGCUUCCUUUCGGCUUUGGGAAAGGUGGAGGCAUUGUGGGGAAGGAUGUGAUCUUGCUGGCGACAGGGCUGGAGCGAGAGAUAAGCAUGUGGGGAGGUCUUGGCAAGCGAAGAUAA
Messenger RNA from Dacryopinax primogenitus, 1596 nucleotides. RefSeq lists its product as uncharacterized. NCBI's taxonomy places the organism in Eukaryota, Fungi, Basidiomycota, Dacrymycetes, Dacrymycetales, Dacrymycetaceae. The transcript is spliced from 7 exons. Gene Ontology annotation, cellular component: nucleus. Gene Ontology annotation, molecular function: protein binding. The coding region runs from base 1 to 1596 and encodes 531 amino acids. The record is from RefSeq and is a predicted model, not a curated record.